Messenger RNA from Mucor velutinosus, 1629 nucleotides. RefSeq names its product NAD(P)H:quinone oxidoreductase, type IV. The record is from RefSeq and is a predicted model, not a curated record. Gene Ontology annotation, cellular component: nucleus. Gene Ontology annotation, molecular function: DNA binding. The transcript has 3 exons. Lineage: Eukaryota; Fungi; Mucoromycota; Mucoromycetes; Mucorales; Mucoraceae. The coding region runs from base 1 to 1629 and encodes 542 amino acids.
AUGUGCCUUAAUCAAAGAUCAAGAGAUCGCCUCACAAUCGAGCAAAAGUAUCGCAUUAUUAUGCACAACAUGCACUUUCCUAAUCUGACGCAAAUGCAACUCGGUCAAUGGGCUCAAAAGGAAUUCAACCUUCAUCACUCAGUCAAGCAAAAAACUGUAUCGAACGUCUUGAAUUCACAGGACAAGGUGAUCAAAGCUUACGAAGGAGGAAAUUUGAAGGGAAAAAGCAGCAGAGCCUUGACGAUGCCACAAUUGGACAAUGACAUUUUGGAGUACAUUCAAGCCAUGAAUGCAAAAUCUCUUCCUGUCAAUCGUGGAACUAUUGCAGCUUUUGCAAAAGUAGUCGCACACAGAAAGUACCGCAUGCAUGAAUUGCCAAAGAAUAAGCAAAUCCAUUUCUCAGAUGGAUGGCUAACCGAUGUUUUCAAGAGAAUUGGUGUCAAGUCAAGACAUUUAUAUGGUGAAAAAAGCUCAGUCGACUUAACAUCAUCUAAGAUUGUCGAAGAACUCAGAAAGAUUGAAGAAUUGUUGGAGCCAUAUGAUCCCAAAGAUAUUCUCAACUUUGAUGAAACUGGCUUAUACUACGAGCAACAACCAACUCGCACCAUUUGUCAGGAACCUUUAGGUGGUUCAAGAAAAAGCAAGAACCGAUUCACAGUUGGACUAAUCACCAACUAUGAUGGAUCCUAUAAAGGGCACCCCAUUGUAAUUGGGAAACGAAAGACACCAAAGGCAGCAAACAAAAAACCUGCUUUGUACAGAAGAACCACCAACAUCGGGCAAUCCCAUUACGUGGAGUACCAUUCAUCUCCCAAUGCAUGGAUGAACACCGAUAUCUUUAGGAAGUACGUAAAACGUUUGAAUGCGUCUUUCGUUUACGCCGGAAGAAAAGUUGCUCUCUUGGUUGACAAUGCUUCAGUGCAUAAAUUGAAAGAAGAAUUCAGCAAUAUUAAGUUGAUUUUCCUUCCAGCAAACACAACAAGCAAGUUGCAGCCUUUGGAUGCCGGAAUCAUUGCGAACUUCAAGGCUCAGUUUCGUUGGCACCAAUACUACAGGGCAGUGAACAAGUAUCUUGCUGGGGUAAGCCUUGAUCUUACCGAGGAAUACAGAAUGGAUGAGGUGGAUGCUCUGUAUUUUCUUGCUGAUUCUUGGAUCAAAUUUGCUCAGAGACAGAGAGUCGACUCGGAGGAUGUACUCCCAUCUUUCGAGCUACCUUUAGACGAUGAUCUAGUCAGCCAGUUGAACGAAAUCAUCCCUGAACUUCCUGGAAACAGAAGUAAUGAUGGGGUUCAAUUGGUAACUGAAGUAAACGACUUGGAUCUAAAUGCAGAUGAGUCUGAUGCAAUCGUUUUUAAUCCCGUGAUUGUUGAAUUUGAGGAUGGCGAUGAUGUUACCCAUGGAUCACAAGAGCUUGAGGUAGAGGAAGAACCAGUAGAGAUUUACGAUGUUGAUACGAAGGAGAUAAGAGAGAAGUUGAAGCAUGCGUAUGAAACUAUCUUGUACCAUACCAUCCCAAUGGAUGAAAAAGAAAAGUCUAUGCUGAAAACUAUCCGUAGGAAUCUGAACGAUAUCAGAUCGGAGGAAGUAGCAGAGAAAAAUCAAACAGAUUUACGUGAUUAUUUUGUUUAA